UUUUCCCUUAAACAUUUAUAACAAUAGUUGAGUUUCUUUCUUUUCAUUUUACUAGAGCACCAAAAGAUGUCGAGCUUUUCAAGUGUGCGUCCCACGACCACCACUGUUAGGGMUUUGUGGAUGAUUUUGUUGAUAUUUCUAGCCAUCUCUCGAAAAACAGCUGCAACUGGUCAGUGCGCCCGCGCAGCAUCAACCAUGUUUUCGUAUCGUUUUCUUGACAACCGAGUUGUCCCUAACAGGAAGACCGCUGACCUGAAAGAUUGUUUCAACCUGUGCAGAAAGAUGUCUGAAUGUAGGAGUUUAAAUUACAAAAUUGAUGCAGGCAUCUGUGAGUUGAACAKUAAAAAYCAUWUCACWGACCCCCAGAAGCUCGAAGAAAUGAGUGGAUACGUGUACUUAGCUGUACUUGACAUAGUUAAAGAGCCUGCAGUGUCUUCUAACAACUCAAAUGGAGAACAGACACCAACAAAGUCAUCAGAACCCAAGUACAAUACAUGUGCGAAGUUAAAACAGAUGAAGCCAUCUUCUCCCAGUGGAGUGUACGAGCUGGACGUGAAUGGUUCACCUAAGCAUGUGUACUGUGACAUGAGUGCAUAUGGUGGAGGAUGGGCACUUGUCGUGUCAAUCAGCUCAUCAAAUAACCACCAUACUUUACGAGCUAAAAAUAACUGCUUCAAUUCSUCGUUGUGUGUAUCGUUUGCGACUGGAACCUUAGUCGCACGAAAGAAUUCAGACACUGACAUUCGAGCGCUGGCAUCUUAUGAAGGAACAUUUCGAGUAGAUGUGUUCAACUCGGCUGGUAGUUUGCUGCAUACCAACUUCUAUCGGUUUCCACAGGGAGCCCAAUCUUUUGACGCUGGAUGUGCAGGCCGAGGAUGCCCAAGGAUUAUUACAUCCAGUGCGUACCCGUAYGUGUGGCAAUCGAAUUGCAAAGGAUUAGAAAAAGGAUAUGCAAUUUCAUACAAUAAUUGCUACAAAGUGUUUGAUGACCACGAUGCACAGGAAUGCGGMAGUAACUGGAUUGCCUCACAUUACCAUACCAGAAGAGUUCUUUACAGUCUAUGCGGACAUAAUGGGAUCUACUCGGGAUUACAAGGAAAGAUGUAUGUUCGAUGACACUAUUGACUGCUGUGGACAACCGCCAUUCAUUAAAAUCCAAACUGAAAAAGCCGGAUCAACUACAUAUUUAUCAAAGGCCAUGUUUUAGUUUUGACUCGUACUCUGAGCUCUUUUUAUAAUUGCAAUGUUGGUUUCAAAYUGAAAUGUGGUAAAUAAUAAAUAUCAAUUU
Messenger RNA from Exaiptasia diaphana, 1288 nucleotides. RefSeq lists its product as uncharacterized. The transcript has 9 exons. The record is from RefSeq and is a predicted model, not a curated record. Bases 67 to 1116 code for a protein of 349 amino acids. Gene Ontology annotation, molecular function: oligosaccharide binding. NCBI's taxonomy places the organism in Eukaryota, Metazoa, Cnidaria, Anthozoa, Actiniaria, Aiptasiidae.